UGUUUACUCCGUUGCCAACUUCAUUCAGGACAUUUGCAACCCUCAGAAUGUCAAAAGUAAAUAAAAAGAAUAUUUUGUGAAAUAAUUAAAAUUUAAAACCGUAAUUACACAUUUUGCUAAUAUUUACCUACUUGCACCUAUUGUGUUAUUGUUUACUAUUUUCACAUUAUAAGUGUUAUUUAAUAGUGUCGUAUACAAAUCUUAUUGGAAAAUUUCGCGAAUGAGAUCAUUUUACUGUGUAAAAAACAUUUUUCUUCUUGGGAAAGUUAUAUCCUUCUACAUUUUCCAGUACAAGGCUUCCUACUGAAAUAUCAUUUGGUGUUCAUUUAAUAUUAAGUGGAUACUAGAGGUGCGAAUUUGCCAGGGCGUAACCACUGCUGAGGCCGAUUGUAGGCUGUGUUUAAAAUGAUAUUUAUUAAUAUUUUCUGAAACAUAACGAACAGUGUUUGUGUGAAAAAUGGCUGAGGACGAAGUGCUUUUCGACGAUGUGUACGAAUUGUGUGAGAUCAUUGGCAAGGGACCAUUCAGUCUGGUCCGGCGCUGUGUCCAUCGACAAACAAGCCAGCAGUUUGCUGUGAAGAUUGUUGAUGUGGCUCGCUUCACAGCUAGCCCUGGUCUUAGCACAGCUGAUUUGAAACGAGAGGCAACAAUAUGCCAUAUGUUGAAGCACCCGCAUAUUGUGGAGCUGCUAGAGACAUACAGCUCCGAAGGAAUGCUAUACAUGGUGUUUGAAUACAUGGAUGGUUCGGAUCUCUGCUUCGAAGUGGUACGCAGAGCCACUGCUGGAUUUGUCUACAGUGAAGCUGUUGCAUGUCAUUACAUGCGUCAGAUACUGGAAGCUCUUCGUUAUUGCCAUGAGAACGAUAUUGUGCAUCGUGACGUCAGACCUCACUGCGUCUUACUAGCUGGUCGUGACAACUGUGCUCCCGUCAAACUUGGAGGGUUCGGUGUAGCUGCUCAACUGCCUACCCCCACUGCUAAUCGAGUUCAACCCGGUCGCAUUGGUACACCUCAUUAUAUGGCUCCUGAGGUAGUUUCAACUCAGCUUUACGGCAAACCAGUUGAUGUAUGGGCCGCUGGCAUAUUGUUGCAUGUUCUACUGGUCGGUUACUUACCCUUUACUGGGACAAGAGAGCGACUGUUCGAAUCUAUUUGCCGAGGACGAUUGAGGUUGGAUACUCCCUUAUGGGAUGAUAUCAGUGAUGCUGCUAAAGAUCUAGUGCGGCGGAUGUUGAACAUUGAUCAUACUCAGAGAAUUAAUAUACAAGAAGUCCUCAAUCACCGUUGGAUAAAGGACCGUGAACAUCAAAACCGUAUCCACUUGGCUGGAACAGUGGAGGAACUGAAGAAGUUCAAUAGUCGACGGCGGCUUCGCGCUGCUACACUGGCAGCUGCAGCAGCUGAUGAUGAAGAAGAUGAGGAACAACCCGCGCGCCGCGCUGUCAUGCUUGAAGAGGCUAAUGCUGCAGCUGUAAAUCUGAUUGUUGAGUCUCUGGACGAUGUCGCGGUGCUGCAAGAUGGUCCAACACUGAUGGAUGUCGAUCUGUUUCUCAGCGUUCUCGAUGAUUUGCAACUACGAGCUCUUUUGGAGAUCUACGACCGCAUAGCGAGCACGGUGGUGGUGACGAGCGGUCGCGCGCCGGCGGCGGAGGGGCGCGCGCGCUGCCGCCAGGCGCUGGAGGCGGCCACGCGCCUGCGCCACGCCGGGCCCGCGCCCGCCGCCGCCACGCCCGCCACCGCCGCCGCCAUACACGAGAUACGACGUCUGCUCGCGCUGCCGCAUAUUAAGGCCCUACUCCAGGCGCACGAUGUGGUGGCCCGAGAAGUGUACGGCGAGGAGUCUCUGCGGGCGUCACCGCCGCCAGUCAAUGGCCGUACCACGGCGCCGCCACCCGAAGACGAGGACGAUACAGAGCCCGAGUUCGAGAACGUGACCAGGGUCCGCCUCGUGCAGUUCCAGAAAAACACCGACGAACCCAUGGGCAUCACACUAAAAUUAGCUGACGACGGACGAUGCAUCGUAGCCCGCAUCAUGCACGGAGGGAUGAUACACAGACAGGCGACUUUACAUGUCGGCGAUGAGAUAAAAGAGAUCAACGGGACGCCCGUCGCCAACCAGUCCGUAGCUCAACUGCAGAGAAUGCUGCGAGAAGCUCGUGGAUCGGUGACAUUUAAGAUCGUGCCCUCAUAUCGCUCAGCGCCGCCACCCUGCGAGCUUUUCCGGAUAAAGCCUUCGCCCGUGCUAAUUUUCGUGAGAGCGCAAUUUGAUUACGAUCCAUUAGAAGAUGAAUUGAUUCCGUGCGCUCAGGCUGGCAUCGCUUUCAAUACCGGUGAUAUUCUGCAGAUCAUCAGCAAAGAUGAUUCCCACUGGUGGCAAGCUCGUAAAGACGCGUCUGGUGGUUCAGCUGGUCUCAUUCCUAGCCCUGAACUCCAAGAAUGGAGAGCAGCAUGCGCUGCCGCAGAAAGAUCCAACACCGAUCAAGUGAACUGUUCCAUAUUUGGACGAAAGAAAAAGCAGUCCAAAGACAAAUAUCUAGCGAAACACAACGCUGUGUUUGACCAACUCGACGUUGUUACUUAUGAAGAAGUUGUAAAGUUGCCAUCGUUCCAAAGAAAGACUAUCGUCUUGUUGGGCGCCCAUGGUGUUGGUCGACGACACAUAAAGAAUACUCUCAUUGCGCGACACCCGGACCAAUAUGCUUAUCCUAUACCUCAUACUACGAGACCACCGCGAACCGAUGAAGAAAACGGCCGGCACUAUUACUUCGUUACCCACGAAGAAAUGAUGGCUGAUAUUGCGGCUAACGAAUAUUUGGAAUAUGGUACUCACGAAGACGCGAUGUAUGGCACCAAGUUGGAGACAAUUCGUCGUAUACAUUCUGAGCGUCGCAUUGCCAUAUUGGACGUGGAACCGCAGGCUCUGAAGAUUUUGCGCACUGCAGAGUUUGCGCCCUACGUGGUCUUUAUAGCCGCGCCUCCGCUCAAUAAUGUUGCUGAUUACGACGGCUCCCUAGAAGUGUUAGUCCGCGAAUCAGAACAGCUCCGCCGUACCUACGGUCACUAUUUCGACUUGACGAUCGUCAACAAUGACAUCGAUGACACUCUCUCUCAACUGGAGUCGGCCCUUGUACGACUUCGAUCCACGCCCCAAUGGGUCCCAGUUUCAUGGGUCUACUGACAAUCUGACGACGAAUCUCCGUAAGAUCAACUAAGGAAUACUGGACUUUUGAUCAGUUUCAGACUCAUUUUCUUACUAAUCUGUUUUUAUUACGGAUUGACUCUUGGGCUUCCUAAAGGAAUCUUCUUCUGAACAAUUUAUCCUUAAGAAUGUUAAGUCUUUUAUUCAAUUCACAUUUAAAGAUUUUUGAAUGACAUUUCUAUAGUAUAGUAUAAGAUUCGAUUUUGAUUCUAAAAUGCACUGAUAUCGUUACCAAUAAAGUCCAUAUUCCUUAAUCUUACUCUGAUGAAUGUACUAAACUUUUGAACCAAAGACCACUUUGAAUUGACACCAAAAUAUCACAAACGACGCGAAGGUCGCUCUGGCCUUUUAGACUAUAAAAAUUAGAACACGUAAUAUGUUCCAUUAAGUCUAUCUGAUAAUUAAUUAUUUAAUUUCACAUCACUACUUCACAGACAUGCGACACUAGUAUGAGUACGUUGCUAUCCUAUUUUGAAUAGAGCAAUAUCUUACUAAUAAGAAAAAUUAACAUUCUCGAUUAUUUACUGUGGCUACACAGAUUAUAGCUCAAUGGAUCUGAAUUAUCUCCAAUAAGCAUCUAGCGGAAAUAAUCGUGCAUAUCUUUGGUAUUGCCAGAUUAGCCUCCGCUUGGGUUGCCAUUAUUUUAAUGGAGUAAUUUAGAUCAACUUAAAAAAGACUUACAAAGUAAGCUUAAAUGUCACAAAAGAGUUGACAACUCUGCGCUUGUUACUUUAAUAAAGAUAUUAUCUGCAAUUUUAUUAAAAGACCUCAGUUUAUAUUGUUUACUUAAAUCAAGUAUUAAUUUCAAUAAUUGUGAUAGAUAUUAUUGUUUAAAUUAAGUACUCUUAAUAUACUACACAGUAUACUUUAUUACGAGAAACACAAAGUCUAAUAUUGCGCUUGCAUUGUUGAUUUGGUGCAUGUUAGCUCAAUUUUACUAUUACGUGCCAAAUAUAAUACAACUUGAACAUUUUCGAGAAUAUUCGAUCACCUGCACAUGACACACCACGAUUUUUGGAACCAUGUACAUAAAUAAUAUAUACAUUAGUACAUAAUCUAUAUUAACGAAAAAAAAAACUAAUUCCUUAGAAAUGUACCGUAGCUCAAAAUGUUUACUUCGACAUUUAAACUUAAGAUCUAUUCUACCUUUAGUAAACUAUUGUAAAAUCUUGUCGUUUUCCAACUAAAGAAAUUGUAUUUAAUUGCACUGGGUGAUAGUUUAAAAUAAUCGUCUAAAUGGCAAUGCAAAUGGUAAAAAAAUCGACUAAAAAUUUUAGAAUUAGCACAUCGCUUUUAUUGUACCAGAAUUGUAAAUAAAAAGCGAUUCUAUAAAUGCGUUAUAAAAAGUACAAAAUAGACCCUGUACAAUUCCCAUUCAAAAUAGAGCGAUUAAUUGCCAGAGAUAAAAAUAAUUAUUUUGCUAAAUGACUUAGAACUUUCUAGAUUUUGUCACCAGCCAUAUUGAGACGCGCGAACUAUCCAACACAGUGUCCCUGUAUUCGUUAGUUGGAAACCGGUCUUUUGACUAUAUCACAGGAUUUAGAAUUCACAGGGUUGCAAGAAUCAUUAAUUAAUAGUCGAUUUUGUUUUUCAUUAAUAAUUUGUACUUUAUUUUUUUUUUGUAUUCGUACUUAUUGCUUUUAUUGUAAGCGUUUCUUGCGAUUGCUCUUAAAGUAAGUGUUUGGUUUUAAAUGGUGCCAUAGAAAUAUUUCUAACAAUGGAUUGAAGCUAUAGAGUUAUUCUCACCAUGUUAUACAUUAUAGUAAUCGAUCCAAAAUGUUGGUUGGA
Molecule: messenger RNA, 4987 nt
Organism: Spodoptera exigua (beet armyworm)
Lineage: Eukaryota; Metazoa; Arthropoda; Insecta; Lepidoptera; Noctuidae
Source: the annotation of a GenBank genome assembly